Monomorium pharaonis (pharaoh ant) is the source of this 1486-nucleotide messenger RNA. It is a transcript of the gene Prosalpha6, whose product is annotated as proteasome subunit alpha type-1. The record is from RefSeq and is a predicted model, not a curated record. Lineage: Eukaryota; Metazoa; Arthropoda; Insecta; Hymenoptera; Formicidae. The transcript has 6 exons. Gene Ontology annotation, biological process: ubiquitin-dependent protein catabolic process. Gene Ontology annotation, cellular component: nucleus; proteasome core complex; proteasome core complex, alpha-subunit complex. The coding region runs from base 153 to 989 and encodes 278 amino acids.
GUCGAUGCUGUCUUCUAACACCAUGCUCCACUCCACUGACUCCACAUCUUUGCAUGACAAGUAAUUUUGGUUAGUCCGUGAAACUUGCACAAACUGUUUUGUGCAAGUAAGACUGUUGGUUAUCCUUUUAAAUCAGAGAAUUGCGAAUAAAAAUGUUCCGUAAUCAAUACGACAGCGACGUGACGGUGUGGAGUCCACAAGGUCGACUACAUCAGGUGGAAUAUGCUAUGGAAGCUGUGAAGUUGGGAUCAGCUACUGUAGGCCUCAAGAGUAAAACACACGCGGUUCUUAUUGCGCUGAAGAGAGCGUCGUCGGAGCUGUCAGCUCAUCAGAAAAAGAUUAUACCGAUAGACAAACAUAUGGGAAUCAGUAUUUCAGGUUUAACAGCUGAUGCAAGAAUAUUAAGCCGUUAUAUGCGAACUGAAUGCCUGAAUUAUAAGUAUGCUCACGACGACACGUUACCUGUGGGUCGUCUGAUUACAUCUCUGGGAAAUAAGAUGCAAACGUGCACGCAAAGAUACGAUCGGCGUCCAUACGGUGUGGGCUUACUUGUGGCUGGAUAUGAUGAUCAAGGACCGCAUAUAUAUCAGACGUGUCCAUCGGCGAAUUAUUUCGACUGCAAAGCGAUGGCUAUAGGAGCGCGUUCUCAAAGUGCAAGGACAUAUCUGGAGAAACAUCUAAACGAAUUUUUAUCAUGCGAUCUUGACGAGCUAGUCAAACAUGGUCUUAGAGCAUUACGUGAUACUCUACCGAAUGAAGUCGAUCUAUCAGUGAAGAACGUAUCCAUCGGGAUAGUAGGAAAGAAUUAUGAUUUUGCUAUUCUCGACGAAACCACCACAGCCGCUUACUUGUCUCAGAUUGAGGGGGACGAUAAACGUGCACGGCCUACAGAGCCAGCUAUACAGGACGACAACAAACCACCGCAAGAUCCGCCUGCUGAUGAAGGCCCACAGGACCCUCAAGUUGCAAUCGCCAUGGAGAUGGAUUGAAACAUAUAUUUGUCAAGAAAUAUUCUCCAGCCUUGUAAGAUGAUCGAACUAAGGGACCGCUGGCCGUAUAUAAGAAGCCCAGUUGAUUUCCUACAUUUUCCCAUGUCUUAAAUUUCUCGGGUGUUAUGUAUUCGACAACUUUCAAGUGUCUCUUUGUGGGUUGCAUGUACUGUCCCAAUGUUACCGCGUCCACAUUGGCGUUUCUCAAAUCUUGCAAAGUCUGCUCAAUUUCCUGGUCAGUCUCGCCCAAUCCCAGCAUUAUCGAUGACUUUGUGAUUAAAUUGGAGUUGAACUUUUUAGCUGCUUUUAGUACGGCUAGCGACUGCCUGUAAAUAAAUAAAAAAAUUCGAACGAUUAAUCGAAUUAACAGUGUAAAUAUAAACAAAUACACAUAUAUAAUAAAUAUUCGGCAAUAGUGGAAGAAAAUUUAAGAAGUGAUAUUUUACAUGAUAAUAUAAUAUAAGAAUAAAGAAUAAUAAAAUAAAUUGUAAUUAAAA